AUGUUUAAGGCUUGUAUCCUUGAUGGAGACAACCUUAUUCCCAAGGUUGUUCCUCAGGCUUUCAAGAGUGUUGAGUACAUUCAAGGCAACGGUGACGCAUUGAUGAACAAGCUUGAGAAAAUCACUUACGAGACGAAGCUAGAGGCCUCUCCGGAUUGGGGAUCCGUAUGCAAGACUACUAGUAAGUAUUACACCAUUGCUGACUUUGAGCUCAAGGAGAGGGAAUCAAGGCCGGGAAAGAAAAGGCAUUGGGAAUGUUCAAGGCCACUGAAGCCUAUCUCCAGGCAAAUCCUGAUGCCUACUGAAUAA
Messenger RNA from Hibiscus syriacus, 309 nucleotides. Its product is annotated as major strawberry allergen Fra a 1.04-like. The transcript is spliced from 2 exons. Gene Ontology annotation, biological process: abscisic acid-activated signaling pathway. The record is from RefSeq and is a predicted model, not a curated record. Lineage: Eukaryota; Viridiplantae; Streptophyta; Magnoliopsida; Malvales; Malvaceae. Bases 1 to 309 code for a protein of 102 amino acids. Gene Ontology annotation, molecular function: protein phosphatase inhibitor activity; abscisic acid binding; signaling receptor activity. Gene Ontology annotation, cellular component: nucleus; cytoplasm.